Messenger RNA from Tribolium madens (black flour beetle), 2129 nucleotides. Its product is annotated as RAC serine/threonine-protein kinase. Gene Ontology annotation, molecular function: protein serine/threonine kinase activity; ATP binding. The coding region runs from base 302 to 1834 and encodes 510 amino acids. The transcript is spliced from 6 exons. NCBI's taxonomy places the organism in Eukaryota, Metazoa, Arthropoda, Insecta, Coleoptera, Tenebrionidae. Gene Ontology annotation, biological process: protein phosphorylation. The record is from RefSeq and is a predicted model, not a curated record.
GUGCUUACUUAGUGCUUUUUUGUGGUCCCAACACCGAAUUUGUGAUAAAAGUUGUCAAUUUAGUGACAUUGAUUUGAAUUUGGCGCCGCACACCUGAUUCUUCAGUGGCAGUUUAAUGAACCAGGAUUUCACGACGAAAAUAUCUGCGUCAAACCACGUCCUUGUAAAUGUAAAUUCAUCACCAUUUUCAAUUAAACCAAAACGUCGAAUUUUCAUCGAAAAAAAUGCCCAUCAUUAUUGUGGUGACGAAAUCAAGUGACUUGAGUAGCUUGUAAAUGAAACAAAACACAAUCGGUGCAAGAUGAAUGAGGCAGGUCCAGGCCCUUUGAACCCCAAACCCGACUUCACAAAGUGCAAGAUUGUGAAAGAAGGGUGGCUUUACAAGCGUGGGGAGCACAUUAGGAAUUGGCGUCGACGCUAUUUCAUCCUCUUGGAUGAUGGUUCACUUUUAGGUUAUAAAAAUAAACCAGAUGAGACCUCAAUGCAUGACCCCUUGAAUAAUUUCACUGUGAAAGGGUCACAAAUCAUGCUGGCCGAUAAACCAAGACUUUAUACGUUCACAAUGAGGGGGCUGCAAUGGACCACAGUCAUUGAAAGAAUGUUUCAUGUUGAGACAGAACGGGAAAGAGAGGAGUGGGUUAUGGCCAUUAAGGGGGUUAUAGAUAGUCUUAAUGUUUAUUGUGAAGACAUUGAAAUGAACUCAGAGGGGAAUAUGGACGAUUUAUGUGAGAAAUUCUCCCUACAAGGCACCUCAAUUUCAUCAACAGGCAAACGAAAAGUCACUUUAGAAAGUUUCGAAUUUAUUAAAGUGUUAGGAAAAGGAACAUUUGGUAAAGUCAUUUUGUGUCGAGAAAAAGCCACUGGGCGUUUAUACGCCAUUAAAAUUCUCAAAAAAGAAGUUAUUAUACAAAAGGACGAAGUCGCUCACACACAAACCGAAAAUCGCGUUUUGCGCAAAACCAAUCACCCAUUUUUAACCUCUUUAAAAUACUCGUUUCAAACCAACGACCGGCUGUGUUUCGUCAUGGAGUACGUGAAUGGGGGCGAACUAUUCUUUCACUUAUCCCGCGAACGGGUCUUUUCCGAGGAUCGAACCCGAUUUUAUGGCGCUGAAAUAAUCUCAGCUUUGGCAUAUCUGCAUUCGCAGAAUAUAAUUUAUCGAGAUUUAAAAUUAGAGAAUUUAUUAUUGGAUAAAGAUGGGCAUAUAAAAAUCGCCGAUUUUGGAUUAUGUAAAGAGGAUAUAACAUAUGGAAGGACAACUAAGACGUUUUGUGGAACACCGGAAUAUCUCGCACCGGAAGUUUUGGAAGAUAUUGACUAUGGAAGAGCCGUGGAUUGGUGGGGGAUCGGAGUUGUGAUGUAUGAAAUGAUGGUUGGACGUCUACCGUUUUAUAAUCGGGACCAUGAUGUGCUUUUCCAAUUGAUACUAAUGGAUGAGGUUAAGUUUCCGCGAAAUUUAAGUUCCGAUGCUAGGGAUUUGUUAGGGGGGCUUUUGGUGAAGGAUCCAGCGAAGCGACUUGGAGGUGGUCCUGAUGAUGCAAAAGAGAUAAUGGCUCAUCCGUUUUUUAGUUGCAUCAAUUGGAGGGAUCUUGAACAGAAAAAGAUAAUUCCGCCGUUUAAACCCCAGGUGACUAGUGAUACGGAUACUAGAUAUUUCGAUUCGGAAUUUACCGGUGAAAGUGUCGAGUUGACACCACCGGAUAAUUCCGGUCCAUUAGGUGCCAUACAAGAAGAGCCUUAUUUUCCUCAAUUUAGCUAUCAAGAUAUGUCUUCCACGUUAGGUAGCUCGGCACAUAUAAGUGGCAGUAUGAACAAUAUGGCCGCCAUGCAGUGAUGACUCAAAACUGUACUUAUUGUUACGAAAAUGUAAAUAUUUACAACUCUGUUGAUGCUGUUGGUGUCUCUUAUUUUAUUAUUAUUUUUUUUUUUUACAAUUGUAGUGUAUAUAUUUUUGAUUAUUUCGUGCAUUUAACUCGUAUACGAAUGUUACAGAGAUUCAUUUGAGAUUUAUUAUGUGGGCUAAUUUGUAAAUAUGGUGGUUUUUAAUCAUGAAAUUGCGCGGAUUAUUUAUUUAUUACCCCCCUCCUCCCCCUCAAGUGUAGGAAAAAAAUAAACUGUUUUGUUAGAGA